AUGGUGGAGCACUUGCAAAAAGUAAGAAAUUCUCUUGUGCACUACCUCAGUAUCGCACUAUUUGGCAAAAUGACCGGGGGUGCGAUUAGCGAUGUGUUAAGAGGGGUCUACAGCGUACAAGAGGCUAGAUAG
Molecule: messenger RNA, 132 nt
Organism: Chondrus crispus (carragheen)
Lineage: Eukaryota; Rhodophyta; Florideophyceae; Gigartinales; Gigartinaceae
Exons: 1
Coding region: 1-132 (43 amino acids)
Source: RefSeq, a predicted model, not a curated record